Molecule: messenger RNA, 1634 nt
Organism: Scaptodrosophila lebanonensis
Lineage: Eukaryota; Metazoa; Arthropoda; Insecta; Diptera; Drosophilidae
Product: T-cell activation inhibitor, mitochondrial
Exons: 1
Coding region: 57-1532 (491 amino acids)
Cellular component (GO): mitochondrion
Source: RefSeq, a predicted model, not a curated record
AUCCGAGAUCAGUUUUCAAUUCGCAAAGUGUAUUGGUUCGUAUCGAAAUUGGGGCAAUGGCGUGGAAUUUUGGACUCGUACGUUUUCAGCAAAUCUCGUCGCUACUGAUGCGUAAUAGAGGCGUUCUUUAUCCUUUGCGUCGGACGUUAAACACCGAUCUGUCGAUGGCUUUGCGACCCUUCGUCGUGGCAGUGCAUCCAGACUAUUUUGGCAAAUAUCCCGUACAACGUCACACCAAUGAGGAGUCGCUGAAGCAGUUGAACGCCCACUUGGAGUCCCUGAGCGAUCACAAGUUCUCGACUUUGCCGGAAAAGAAGGUGCUGAAGUUCUACAUGCGAGUGGGAAGCUCCAAUUGCGAGGCUUUUCGCAUUGUGCUGAUUGAGAUGAACAAUAAUCUGCUGGAUCCGAAGGCUGUCGUCCAGGAAAUACUGGAGACCUGCAAUCUGACGGCUGAGUGCACGGAGGUUGAAAAGCCAGCACUGGAGGAGUUUUCCACAGCGGCUGCGGAACCCGGUUUGGAAAGCAACUUCAUGCCAAAGGAGAUUAAGGGUGGGCCAGUAGUAGAAAAGCAAGUCAUACAAAGUAACUUGGAUAAGUGGCUGAACGAGACGGCGGCCAGGGCGCACCUAAAUUCGGAGGACCUGACCGGUCUUAAGGCAGAAGUAAGGGGCUUGGAAAAGUCUUUGGUGCAGAAACUGGGAUUGCGUGCAACGCGCUACGAUUGCGGCUGGAAUCUUGAGCGUUAUCACGACUGUCUAAUCAGCUUGGAGCAGCUGGCCAAAAAGCAUGCUAAGGAGCUGGAGGUAUUGCGCAAUCGUAUCGUUGCGUUUGCGCCAUAUACGGGCAUAAGUCUGGACGGAGAUGUUAUGCUUUUCACUGGCGAUGAGCCCAAAUGCUGGUUCUGGUUCAUCAAUGCAAUGGGACAGCACGAGACCUAUUUGAAGCUGGUCCCGCUCUAUGAGCAGGCUCUGUCCGCCGUUCUGCGCGGCAUACAGAUCAAGAGACGCAACUAUAUACCGAGCACUGAGGCGAAGACUUAUGCAAAUAGGUUGCUAAGGAUUAUUAACUCAAUAAGCGACUAUUUGAAUGCCAAAGAAUAUUUGGAUCAACUGCCGGAAUCGUUAAAGGAUUACAAACUGGCCAUUGUGCCCGAGGACGAGCAGCCAAAGGUUAGCUUUACGGGCCUCUUUCUGGUGCCAGCGACGAGUUCGGGACAGGAACUAAUCGAUUUUAUUGCGAGCAAUCUGGAAAUAGCGCGCAAUCGUGUGAUUCGUUACAAAAAGGACAGAGCCGUUGAGCGCGAGUUGUGGAAGCAGUGCAAGGAUACGCUGUGUCUGCAUAAUCUAACCAAAGAUGAUUCGGUGACACCCGACAAGAUGAUCCUCACCCUACGCCAUCUGCUCAAAAGCGAAUCGAAAUCAUUUCGGGACAUUAGCGUACAUGUGACCAACUACUAUUCGGUUAUGACGGAUGGCAUUGUCUGCAUCCCUUGGGACUUCAUGUACAGGAAAGCAGAGCGCAAGUCUCAAUAGUUGGGUGUUCAAAGAAAUUGAAUAAGUUUUACUCUGAGAUGAAACUUUGGAUGAUGUUUGUUUAUGAGAUUAAUAAAUGAAGCAAAUGUUGUUCAGACCCUG